Messenger RNA from Lathyrus oleraceus (garden pea), 730 nucleotides. RefSeq lists its product as uncharacterized. Gene Ontology annotation, biological process: proteolysis. The record is from RefSeq and is a predicted model, not a curated record. Bases 14 to 730 code for a protein of 238 amino acids. Gene Ontology annotation, molecular function: cysteine-type peptidase activity. The transcript is spliced from 5 exons. Lineage: Eukaryota; Viridiplantae; Streptophyta; Magnoliopsida; Fabales; Fabaceae.
UAAUGAAGACUUCAUGCAAGUUUUUAGGCAUGAAGAAAUCGGCGUCAACGUUGUCAAUACAUAUAUUAGGUUUUUGUAUGACAAAUUGAUGCGCCCCAAUGGUUUGGACGUGUCAUUCGGAUUCUUAGCACCCGCGACCGUCAACUUAGUUUUAAUCUUAAAUAGACCGGAUACCGUGACGGAGUACGUUCUUCGGAUCCUCAUGGACAAUAAAGAUGCGGAGAAGUUGUUUUUUAUACCGUUUAAUACCGGUGGACAUUGGUUGUUGCUCGCAAUCAAUCCUAUCCGAGAAAUUGUGUAUUAUCUUGACUCGUUAGGAAAUGAUUGGACAACAUACCCGGAUAUGAAGGUCCUAAUUGACACCGUCCUACAAGCUUUUCGGGCCCAACGAGUUAUCCAAACCUCAAGGAGGGGUCAUCCACCUCCAUUUUGCAUCUACCAACAACAAACACACAGUACAUCGGAAGCAAGAGACAAUAUUGAUCCAUCAGGACCAUCUCCAGCUCCAACUGUUUCUCUAGUUGCGUCACCUGAACACGAUCAUCCAAUAGGAUUACAAAAAGGUAUUGGGUCUCAUCAUCCUAAUCCUAAAUAUGCUUAUGUUUUAAAUUAUGGUUGUUUCUCUACUUCCUAUGUUUCUUUUGUUUCUGCUUUGGAUUAUGUGUCUAUUCCUAAGUCUAUUGGUGCAACUAUGAAUGGUCCCAAGGGGCGUCAGGAUAUGGUGGAAUAA